AUGGUGCGAACAACGGCAGCUCGUACUUAUGGCAAAACUUCGACAAAAGCAAAAGCAAGGCGGCUCUUUGCUGAACUGCCUCAAAGCCCGAUACGGAAGCCUAAUGCGACGGUUACGGUAGACUCUGACGAUGACACAAUCAUCAAGAUUACCGAGCAACUCAAUGCUGUUGGGAUCCAUAACGAGUCCUACUCCUCGGAAGAUGAGCUCUCAAGAGACUUCAGCGCGGUUGUCGUGGCAUCUCCGCCAACACCACAAAAACCGGAAACUCCGCCGAGGGCAGUGAAACAAACCCCGAGGACAGCUAAAGGAUCGAGGAGAAAAGCGAAGGAACCGAUUCCUACACCGGUAAAAAAGGCCGAAAAGCCCGGGACCAAAGCUUCUGGAGCGCCAGUACAGCCUCAACCUGACUAUCGCGUUCUUACUUGGGAGGAUGUGUGCCCGCUCGGAGACACGAUCGAGAAGAUUGCCGAGGCUUCCUACGCAGAAGUCUACCGCGUACGAAACGAGCGCGGGACGAGCAUCAUCAAAUGCAUCCGUCUGGAGUCGCCCAUCAAAGCGCAAACCAAGGCCCAGGAGCGCUCUGGAUUGGUUGACGAAGAGCCGCACUCAGAGGACGACAUGCGAGGUGAAUUACGCAUAUCCGAGUGGCUCGCCGACGUUCCCGGUUUCGUCAUUUACAAGGAGCGCUACCUGGUCAAAGGAAAGGCCCCAAAGUGCUUGCUCGAGACGCACCAAGGCUUUCAUCGAAAGAUGAAGCGCAAGGACCCGGACAGGUUGCAAUUCUACCCGAGCCCGAGUCGCUAUCUCGACGACACCACUUUCCUGGUGGUAGAGCUUGGCGACGCAGGAACAGCUCUCGAAGAUUUCGAAUUGACAAACUCCAGUCAACUGUGGGACAUUUUCUUCCAUGUGGCUGUUGCACUGGCCAGGGCAGAAGAUCUAGCUUGCUUUGAGCACCGUGAUCUACAUGAGGGCAACCUUUGUAUACGAAGAACGGAAGACCCGCAAACGCGGAAUCCGAAGAAAGCAGGGCCAUACUUUGGCUACUCUGGUCUUGACAUAACGAUUCUGGACUAUGGACUCUCCCGCGCUGAGGAUCUCGAACUAGACGAAUCUGAGCCUAUUGCCCUCGACCUCGAGAAGGAUCUCAGCAUCUUCACCAGUACCCAUGCCCCGCAAUGCAAAGUCUACCGCCAAAUGCGAUCCUUCCUUCUACGCGGCGAACGUGGGCAUUUGCCACCAUCGGUCCACAAAGUACCUUACGCCACGGGGGUAGAUGGCGAACCCCUGUCGUGGGAUGUUUUUGUGCCGUACACAAACGUGCUAUGGCUGGCUUACCUCUACCAGUAUAUGGCCAAGGGGUUCAAGGGCGACAAGAAGGACCUGUCGGAGUUCAAAAAGAUCACAAAAGAGCUAUGGAAACAUCUCGAUCCCGAUGCUAAGGCUGGAACGCCAGCAUUUGGGACUUCUGCCGAGGUUGUGAGGUUUGCGGUUGAAGCGGGCUGGAUAGAUGAGUCACAGCUCAUGGGAGAAAUUGAGGAGGACAGGGAGGAGAGCAUCAUCCUUUCCAGAGAGGAGGCUACGAGAAAGGUUCACCACCAAGAAUACGGAACAGACGAAGUCAGAACCACAAGAAAUCCCUAUACGGAUAUCGCGCACGUUCAUUUCAUAUGGGGCUGGAUUUUGUUCCUCGUCAUCAACGUCCUCUUCGCCAGCGGAUUGCCGACGAGGAUCGAGAAUGACGAGAACGAGAACGAAGACGAGGAGUACGAGGAAGACGUGGAGAUGGUCGACGUUGACGAUGAGGGAGACGAUGGUGAGGAGGAGGAGAAUGGCGAUGAUGAGCCCGAUCCUAUUCUGAUUGAGGAUGAAGACAACAGCGACCCUGACGAUGAGGGCCCGAAUGCCCCUAGAGGCGGUGACGGCCAGGGACCCAAUCCUGCCCAAAUCCCUGAUCUAGGACCUGAGCCUAUACGCAUCUUCUCCCCCUGGACGUAUAUGUAUUACAUCCGCACUACGUAUAAGGACAGGGAGGAGGGCCGAUCCCCCGCCGAAGAGCUCCCGGCUGUCGACUGUUGCUACCUCCUUGAGGGAGGUAAUGGUUGCGUCCAGUGCAGUGGUCGUGGUGACUUGUGCGCCGUGGUGACUUGCUUCUCGGCGACCGUCUUUCUCAUUGUGGUCAUCGUGACAAAUGGCGCAGCUAGAACUAAUAGUGAGGGACAGGCCUAG
Colletotrichum orchidophilum is the source of this 2232-nucleotide messenger RNA. RefSeq lists its product as uncharacterized. Gene Ontology annotation, biological process: intracellular signal transduction; mitotic cell cycle; protein phosphorylation. Gene Ontology annotation, cellular component: cytoplasm; nucleus. NCBI's taxonomy places the organism in Eukaryota, Fungi, Ascomycota, Sordariomycetes, Glomerellales, Glomerellaceae. Bases 1 to 2232 code for a protein of 743 amino acids. The transcript is spliced from 4 exons. Gene Ontology annotation, molecular function: histone H3T3 kinase activity; ATP binding. The record is from RefSeq and is a predicted model, not a curated record.